ACACAAUGGUAUACGAGCAACCAGUUGGAGCAGGAGAAAUGGCCAGGAAUUGAGAUCUAAAUGACUUUGCAAAAUACCACAGGACACCUUCAAUCCAUAACUCGGCGGUCAGUGCUGUUUUGGCAGUGCAAAGAGGACCAACAGCAUAUUGGACACAGAAGACAUGGGCUACUGCUGCUGCAGAGGAAGGAGUUGCUGCUACAGGAGACUAUCAUCAAACAGGAAAUAAAGAUAUGUGGGUUGAAACCACAACUGGUGCUGAAUGGAUUAUCAAAGACCAGUGUAUAUGUGCACACAGAUACUGGAAACCCUAUUGAGGGUCUAUUUGGUCAUGAUCUGUGUAGCUAACUGUAUUUUUGUAUGCUAACUAUAUAUACUGGACUCUGUUCUUGAUGGCACCACUGCUUAGACACUUGUGUCUUUUGUGUGGUAGAUCCAGCAGUAUGAGAUGAAGGGGGAGAAGAGAGGAGUCUGUCUGAUCAUCAACAACUGUGACUUUGACAACUGUGGACUACGGAACAGAGACGGAACAGACAUUGACAAAAAAAGUCUGGAGGUUGUGUUCCAGUGGUUGGGCUUUGAGGUCCUGACUGAACGGAACUGUGAUCGCCAUCAGAUUCUGCAGGUGCUGAGGGACCUGGCUGCUCGUGACCACACGUCAGCGGAUUGCGUGGUGUGCUGUGUGCUGAGCCACGGAAAAAUAAAAGGCAUUGUCGGGGUUGAUGGACAGAUUGUCACCUAUAGGGAGCUGAUAGAGACCCUGAGUCCAAGUCAAUGUCCCACUCUCUUCGAAAAACCCAAACUGUUCUUCAUUCAGGCCUGUAGGGGUACCGACGAUCAGCCAGCAGCAUUUCCUCAAAUUUUCCCAGAUGAUGAAGUCAUGCCAGUCAGCGAUUCAGCUGUACCCAGAGACUCCAUACCUAAGAUGGCAGACUACCUAUUAGCCAUGUCCACUGUACCGCAUUACGUCUCAUACAGGGAAAAAGACCAUGGAACCUGGUUUAUACAGUCCCUCUGCCACAACUUGAAACUGCUGGUGCCAAGGGGUGUCGAUCUACUCUCCAUUCUGACGCAGGUGAAUAGCGAUUGGAGCAAAAAGACGGACAAAAGCGGUUUGAGGAAGCAGAUGCCACAGCCAGAGUUCACCCUCACCAAGAGAAAACUCGCACGCCCCUUCCAUAAUGUCCUGCUACAGUUCAUGAUACCUCUCAAACACAUCAGCAUGGACAGACACACAGAUGUUCAUCAGCAAUGUUUACAUGACCUGUGAUGUGAUGAUUAUGUGAUGAUUGUAAAUCAUCUUCCGUAACAAACAGAAUAUUUUAGAUGUUUUAUGUAAUAAACAGUGUAAGAAACUAUAGUCUGCUCCGGCCCAGCUUCCACUCCACAAUAUGUUUUAUCAUGCCAACAGUUAUGUUGUUUGUAGACCAUUUGGGAUGAUCACAUCCUGAGCAAAUGGUGACCAAUUAAUAAACACUGAGAAACAAAGGGGUGUCAGAAGUUAAUUAACAUACAGACUACAGCUGUAAGGACAGGAGCAACUCCAUUUACAUGAAGGGUAGUAAACUCUAAGUGUAUAAAUUGUUUGAGCUUUGGAUGUUGGUGGUUCCUUCCGACUCUGCUGAACCCAAGGUACUACAUGUACUUUGUCACUGCUAUGCUGCAAUAAACAUCUUCUUCGAGAUCUUCAA
Messenger RNA from Cyprinus carpio (common carp), 1691 nucleotides. Its product is annotated as caspase-8-like. The record is from RefSeq and is a predicted model, not a curated record. Gene Ontology annotation, molecular function: cysteine-type endopeptidase activity. Bases 449 to 1270 code for a protein of 273 amino acids. The transcript has 3 exons. NCBI's taxonomy places the organism in Eukaryota, Metazoa, Chordata, Actinopteri, Cypriniformes, Cyprinidae. Gene Ontology annotation, biological process: negative regulation of extrinsic apoptotic signaling pathway via death domain receptors; proteolysis.